Molecule: messenger RNA, 4461 nt
Organism: Lytechinus variegatus (green sea urchin)
Lineage: Eukaryota; Metazoa; Echinodermata; Echinoidea; Temnopleuroida; Toxopneustidae
Gene: nop58
Product: nucleolar protein 58-like
Exons: 14
Coding region: 95-1789 (564 amino acids)
Cellular component (GO): box C/D methylation guide snoRNP complex; small-subunit processome
Molecular function (GO): snoRNA binding
Source: RefSeq, a predicted model, not a curated record
UAUGCGCAUGCAUAUGCACUGCAGUUUACGGUAGUACCGCGUGGUCGUCGAGGGCUGAUCAAAAUUCUCAACCACGAACGAAAAGCUUGCAAUUAUGUUGGUCCUCUUUGAAUCACCGGCAGGAUAUGCCAUUUUUAAGCUUCUUGAUGAGAAGAAACUUCAGAAGGUUGAUGAUCUGUACAAAUCGUUUGACUCUCCAGAACAAGCAAGCAAGGUACUGAAGCUAAAACAGUUUGAGAAAUUUCAAGACACAACUGAAGCCUUGGCAGCUGCUACCGCCCUUGUUGAAGGCAAGCUAGGCAAAGGACUGAAAAAGAUAUUGAAGAAAGUAGUAGCCAAAGAUGCUCAAGCAGAGCUUGCUGUCGCUGAUGCCAAGCUGGGAAAUAUUAUCAAGGAUAAACUUAGCAUGAGUUGCGUCCAUAACUCUUCAAUCCAAGAGCUGAUGAGAGGGAUCAGGUCUCAGUUUGAUAGUUUGGUUCCUGGUCUACCUGGAAGAGAGAUGACUGCUAUGACAUUGGGUCUAGCUCACAGUUUAUCAAGGUACAAGUUAAAAUUCAGCCCAGACAAAGUGGACACCAUGAUCGUUCAAGCCAUAUCAUUAUUGGAUGACUUAGACAAAGAGCUGAAUAAUUAUGUGAUGAGAUGCAGAGAAUGGUAUGGCUGGCAUUUCCCAGAGCUUGGUAAAAUCAUCACAGACAAUCUAGCAUUUGCAAAGACAGUACUACAUAUGGGUGUGAGAACCAAUGCAGCUAAAACAGACUUCUCAGAAAUCCUCCCUGAGGAACUUGAAGAGCAAUUAAAAUUGGCCGCUGAAAUCUCCAUGGGAACAGAAGUAUCUCAAGAAGACAUCCUAAACAUAAAGUACCUAUGUGAACAGGUGAUUGAGAUUACUGAUUACAGGACACAGCUAUAUGACUACCUCAAGAACAGAAUGGCUGCCAUUGCACCUAACCUCACAACUAUGGUAGGAGAGCUUGUUGGUGCGAGGUUGAUAUCACAUGCAGGAUCACUGAUGAAUCUUGCCAAGCAUCCUGCCUCUACGGUUCAGAUCCUUGGUGCUGAGAAGGCCUUAUUCAGAGCACUUAAGACCAAGAAAGACACACCCAAAUAUGGUCUUAUCUAUCAUGCAUCACUGGUUGGUCAAAGCAAUCCGAAGAACAAAGGAAAGAUGUCAAGAAUGUUAGCGGCCAAAACGUCAUUAGCAAUCAGAUAUGAUGCUUUAGGAGAUGAUGCAAGCUGUGAGUUAGGGUUGGAGAGCAGAGCCAAGAUUGAAUCAAGAUUAAGAAGUCUUGAACAAGGAGAAGAAAGACGGAUUUCAGGGACAGGGAAAGCCAAGGCCAAGUUUGAGAAAUACCAGCACAAGAGUGAGGUCGUAACCUAUGACCCUGGUAUGGACUCCACUCUUCCAUCUGUCCCUAAGAAAAGAAAGAUAGAAGAACUAAAUGGAGAUGAUGAUGGAGAGGAGACCACAGCACCACCAGAGAAGAAGAAGAAAAAGAAGAAGAGGGUCUCAGAAUCAGAAGAAGUUGUAAAGCAAGAAUCAGAGGAGGAAAUAGUUCCUGAACCAUCAUCAGAGAAGAAGAAAAAGAAAAAGAAGAAGUAUCAGGAAGUUAAAGAAGAGCCAGAAGAAGAAGAUGAAGAAGUUGUUGAACCAGAGAUAAAGAAGAAAAAGAAGAAGAAACAUCAGGAAGUUAAAGUAGAACCAAAAGAAGAAGUUAUUGAACCAGAAACACCAAGUUCAGAAAAGAAGAAAAAGAAGAAGAGGAAAAGUGUAGCAGAAGAUGACUGAAAGCUGAUUAAUAAAAUUCUGAAUUUUUAUUGGAGGUCAUAUAUUCUUUGAGCACUUUCAUUCUGUGAUAUCAGCAUAUAUGGACAGCAUAAAUGUGGCCAGCUUUUUUUUUUCAAAGCUUCAAAUUUGACCAGACACAGUUAUGUAAUUCUUCAUGACAAGUGUAAUUCCUACUCUACACUUGAUUAUUUCAUCAUUUUAGGUAAAUGCAUAAUUUUAUGAUACUGCUUCUACACUUUAACCUUGAUUCUAUCGCAAAGAAUACAAUUCAAUGUAUCUGGGCCCUGUUUCAUAAACCAUGUAGAACUUAAAUCAUAUAAUUUGAUUGGCCAAGAGAAAAUAUGUUGUAGAUUAUCGCAUUUGUAACUUCAUAUUUUAUGAAACAUGGCCAACUUAUGCUGCAUUGUCAAGUGUUGAUUACAGAUUUCUGUCUUUUAAGAUGUCUGUCUGGAAUCAUCAAUUUGGAGCUUUAAUGGAAACAAAUUUUUCCGUGUUUUGAGCCUUGAAGCAGCUUGUGUAUAGUUUAAAUGCAAGUUAAUACCAAUUAUGCAUCAAUCAGCAGCAAAACAAAAUGGUAGGUGUCCCGGAGGCUACUGUUUCCACAGCCAUAGACUAUGUCAAAGAUAUUUUCAGUAUUCACUAAAAUUAGGUUAUGAUUCUGGUAUGAUUUUAUGUGUAGUGGUGUCCAGAGGGCAUGGAGACAAAUGGAAAAUUUGUAAGCUUUCAGUUUGCCAAAGGUAAAUAAUUGUAUUUAAUAACUUUUAUCAAGUUCAAAUGCCUAAGUGCUUCUUAAAAUCUGUGUACAUAUUUUAUUGUUUAUUUUCUUCUCUUUUUAGUUAAAGCAAAGAAUUUCCAUUUUAUCUUUAUUUUAUUUAAAAUGUGCUUGUUCAGUCCUUCAGUGUAAAAGGCUGAAGUGCUUUUCUUUGAUAUAUUGUGAUGAACAACCAAUAGAAUUCAGCAAAACCUUAUAAUCCUGUAGGAACAGAUGAUCCCCUAUUAAGCAGACCAGGUAAAUUGACUUACAAUGCUGGAUUUCUUCCUUUUUCUUGGCAACAUUGGAAUUACCAGUAAAUGAUUAUACAGUAGUUGAUAUUCUUAUAACAUACAAUUAAAUUUGUAACAUCCAUCAUUUAUGUAUUUUUUAUUAUAACAUGGUAUAAUGAUUUCCUUCUUAAAUGAAAAUGGCAAAGAAAGUUCAAUUUGUCUUAAAUCUAGCAAGAUUACUUUUAUUCUUUUGAUCAUGAUAAUGCUUUCACUUUAACCAGGAUUAUCCUUCAAUUUAUUUCAUCUUUUAUAACCGAUAUGAACUUGAUGUAGUUGAGUUGCAUUACACCAGCACUAUAACUAGUAUGUAGCCGUACCAUAAUGAUUAAAUCCUCCAAAUAUUUUUUGUUCCUCUGUCGUCACAUUGCAGAGAGCAAACAAAGAAGCUGAUUUCGUUAUUGAUUUUACAAACUGGCACAAAUACACUUUAAAGAUGAUGGCGUUCAAAGUUUGGGUGAUUUUCUGAUGCUCCUAAUUUUACACUUUGUAAGUAAGCAGAGCAAUUUUUUACACCAAUCCUUUCAUGAAAUGCAAAAUUUUGUCCACAAUUAGAAUAUAUUCUUAUUCUAUUUAAUAUUUGAAAUGAGGCGCCAAGAUGCAUUUCAGAAACUGCUAUUUUUUUUAUGAAAAACAGGGUUUAGGUCACUUUGUAAAACCAUGUGUAUCAAGUGCAGUGUUUUUUAGCUGCACAAACCACGGUUUGUCCUAGUUGGUAAAAUCGAUAAAUGCAUACGUGCAGCAUACACGCAAUAUCUAGGUUUGGUUAUUGACCUCUGUGUGCCAUUCCGGAGACUGCUACAGUACAGAAAGAAUGGUUUGUGCAACUUGGUAAAUUCAAAGGAGGGGUAUUUGUUGUUUCAUGCAAAAUUGAAAUUGCUCUCAUUGUUUUUAUGAUGCGACUUUGGAUCUGAAACUUUGUCAUUCUAGAGAGUUUAUGACAGGCUUUCAGAAUAUGCAAAAAAAAUCAUUUGAAAAAAAAUUGACCAAAAUUAGGUUUAUGCCGGUUCAUAAAAUCACUUGACGCUUUACCAUCAUAAUUAAUGUGGUAAACCAAAGAAUGUCUUUUAAUUGAUAUCCUAUAAAAUAAGGUGAAUAUGCAUUAACAAUAUCCAUAUGGCAAACAAUGGUUCAUCUUACAAAGAGCUUAGAUGGAUUAAAAUCAUACUAUAAUUGUGAUUGCUAUAAGUCCUUUCUCUUACUACGUCAAUUUAAAUCAAUCGCAGUUUGAUUUGUAUGUAUCAAAACUAAAGAUAGGCCCCAGUUGUACUAUUUUUACAUUAUAGUUUAUGGUAAUUAAAGGAUUUUUUUUUUACUUGAUACUUGAGGACAAUGCAUUGAGAAGCUGUGCAUUUUCAUCCCAUUUUACUAUUUUCAUAGUGACAAAGAAUGCUCAAUAUUUUGGAUAACUGAGUACGAUUAUUGCUCACAUGAGGAAAAGGGACUUCUUGUACUGAUAACUGUUAACUAAUAAUCAAUUUUAUUCAAACAUGUAAUGUGUUUUCCACAUUCCCCAUUCAUUGACUCAUUUUGAAGAAAAGAGUAGGAAGUUUUAUGAUUGAUCGCUUCCUUGUACAUUACAUUGAAUCUGGAAUUAUGUUUUUAUUAAAAUCAUAUCUUUGUAUAAAGCA